CCCACAGCUCCACAUCUCACCCGCUUCAGGACAGCAGGAAGGGAGGAUGCUUUGAACUUUGCAUUUUCUCCCUGUCCACACGAGCAAUUAGGAUAAUUAAUUUGCAGUAAGAUACAGCACGGUGCUUUCAAAAGCCAUUGAAGGACAACAUUGCUCCUGUUUUCCCUUCAGUUCUCCCUGUUUGUGCAGGGUGCAGAGAUAACCAGAGUCAUGCACAGACUAGACUUCACUCAAUUCCACUCCAUGCAAACUUUCCCUGCCCUCCCAUCAAAGGGCAUCCCAACGUUUCCAAGGGAGAGAAUUGCACCUGAGCAGGCCUCCAAGAUGCCAGGAGCAGCUUGCACAUGUGACAGAGCCAAUAUGAGGUGAUGACUGUCAAUAUUUGUCUGUUUUGGAGAAAUCAAAGGAGGAAUUGUGCUGAGCAGAUGCACGCUGGCUAUAAAACGUGCAGCUGGGUGCACACUUGGCACCCCGGGAUCACCCUGCUCCAGUGCUGCCCACCACGAGGCCAUGAAGCUCCUGGUGCUCCUCGUCUGCCUUGCAGGGCUGGCCCCCGCGGGCUGCAACGUGGCUCAGUUUGGUUCCAUGAUUAAGGAGAAGACUGGGAAACCCGCGCUGUCCUACAACGGCUACGGCUGCCACUGCGGCCUUGGGGGAUCCAAGAGGCCGGUGGAUGCAACUGACUGGUGCUGCCAUGCCCAUGACUGCUGCUACAAGAGGCUGUCAUCCUUGACCUGCAUUCCCCACCUUGCCUUUUACAAAUUCUCCACCAAGGGAGGCCAGAUAACAUGCGGAUCUGGGAAUUCAUGCCAAAGAGGAGCCUGCGAGUGUGACAAGAAGGCAGCAGAGUGCUUCAAGAAGAACCUCAAAACCUUCAACAAAAGCUACCAGAAUUAUUCAAACUUAAAGUGCAAGGGCUCACUUCCCUCCUGCUAGAGAUGCCAGACUUGAAACCUGAUGGAAACGCUCUAAAUUGAAAUUCUCUUCCUGCAGUGAGAUGGAGCAAGGCACAAUUCCAGACCCACCGCACCAAAAAGGCACCUGGAACCUCUCUGCCAAGCUGCCAGGCCCUGAACUGGUGCACAAGAAAAGCCUGCUCCUCAGAAUUAAAUAAAUCAUAAAACAUUUUUGCAAAUAAAAAUAAUUUUCCAAGA
This is a messenger RNA of Numida meleagris (helmeted guineafowl), 1154 nucleotides long. Its product is annotated as group IIE secretory phospholipase A2-like. The coding region runs from base 511 to 936 and encodes 141 amino acids. Gene Ontology annotation, molecular function: calcium ion binding; phospholipid binding. The record is from RefSeq and is a predicted model, not a curated record. Gene Ontology annotation, biological process: arachidonate secretion; lipid catabolic process; phospholipid metabolic process. NCBI's taxonomy places the organism in Eukaryota, Metazoa, Chordata, Aves, Galliformes, Numididae. The transcript is spliced from 4 exons.